Molecule: messenger RNA, 8796 nt
Organism: Malurus melanocephalus (red-backed fairy wren)
Lineage: Eukaryota; Metazoa; Chordata; Aves; Passeriformes; Maluridae
Gene: SPTBN1
Product: spectrin beta, non-erythrocytic 1
Exons: 35
Coding region: 540-7583 (2347 amino acids)
Biological process (GO): protein localization to plasma membrane; actin cytoskeleton organization
Cellular component (GO): cell projection; spectrin; cell junction
Molecular function (GO): phospholipid binding; actin filament binding; structural constituent of cytoskeleton
Source: RefSeq, a predicted model, not a curated record
GCCCCUUCGCCCUUGGUACAGCCUUCCUUUCCUCCACUGUGCCGUAUGGUAAUCGGGUGACAUCAGCCCGCUCCCGGGCGGCUGCUGAUUAUAUUACAAACCAGCAGAAAGGUCUGAGGUGUGCGCGGCUCYUGGGAGCGCCGGCCAGGGCGGCAGCGCGUGGCUCCAUGCUGCCUUUACUUCGGACUGAAUCGCACGCUUACUUUUAUUUUACUUGGUUUUGCCAGAGCCAGACGAGCAUUUGAACCAGAUUUGAGCACUUGAGAGUUGCCUGUCGUGGAACUGGGAAAAAAAAAAAACCCACAAAAAAACCACCCUCCUGGUGCUUUAAGUUUGAAUCCAUUACAGAGAGCUUACCGCCAAGCCACACUGCUGGAUUUUGAACCGAAGCUGUUAUUUACUUAGGGCUCAGGGGGGAGCGUUUUUUGCUAGGGACUGACGCCAAACUACUGAGGAAGCUGGGAUUUACCUGGAUGUAUGGUAAAGAAACUUGUGGUUCCUUUAUGCUGCAGUUCAUCGUAUCCCUGCGUUACCUGUAAAUGGAAUUACAAAAAUCAACCAGUAUGCCCSGGCCGUUGUCCCCAGGAUAUGCAGCUCAGGUGCCGUAUAACUAUAACCAGUUAGAAGGACGAUUCAAACAGUUACAAGAUGAACGUGAGGCAGUUCAGAAGAAGACCUUCACAAAGUGGGUGAAUUCCCACUUGGCUCGUGUGUCCUGCCGAAUUACAGACCUGUACACUGACCUUCGAGAUGGAAGGAUGCUCAUCAAACUCCUGGAAGUUCUUUCAGGAGAGAGACUUCCUAAACCAACUAAAGGAAGGAUGCGCAUCCAUUGCCUGGAGAAUGUGGAUAAAGCCCUCCAGUUCCUGAAAGAGCAACGAGUGCACCUGGAAAACAUGGGAUCUCAUGAUAUUGUGGAUGGGAAUCACAGGCUGACACUUGGCCUUAUUUGGACUAUUAUCCUGAGAUUCCAGAUCCAAGAUAUCAGCGUUGAAACUGAGGACAACAAAGAGAAGAAAUCUGCUAAAGAUGCUUUGCUUUUGUGGUGCCAGAUGAAAACAGCUGGGUACCCCAAUGUCAAUAUCCACAACUUUACAACAAGCUGGAGGGAUGGGAUGGCGUUCAAUGCACUGAUCCAUAAGCACAGGCCUGAUCUGAUUGAUUUUGACAAGUUGAAGAAAUCAAAUGCACACUACAAUCUGCAGAAUGCUUUUAACCUUGCAGAGCAGCACCUUGGUCUUACCAAGCUCCUGGACCCCGAGGAUAUCAGUGUUGAUCAUCCUGAUGAAAAGUCAAUCAUCACCUAUGUGGUGACAUAUUACCACUACUUCUCCAAGAUGAAAGCUUUGGCUGUUGAAGGAAAACGUAUCGGAAAGGUGCUUGACAAUGCCAUUGAAACAGAGAAAAUGAUAGAGAAAUAYGAGUCCCUGGCUUCUGACCUGCUGGAGUGGAUUGAGCAAACCAUUAUCAUCCUCAACAAUCGCAAAUUUGCCAACUCCCUGGUUGGGGUGCAGCAGCAGCUGCAGGCRUUCAACACUUACCGCACAGUGGAGAAACCACCCAAAUUUACAGAAAAAGGAAACCUGGAAGUGCUSCUUUUUACCAUUCAAAGCAAAAUGAGAGCCAACAAUCAGAAAGUGUACAUGCCGAGGGAGGGCAAACUCAUCUCUGAUAUUAACAAGGCCUGGGAAAGACUGGAAAAAGCUGAACAUGAAAGAGAACUGGCACUGCGAAAUGAGCUCAUCAGACAAGAGAAACUGGAACAACUUGCACGGAGAUUCGAUCGCAAGGCAGCUAUGAGAGAAACUUGGCUGAGUGAAAAUCAACGUCUCGUUUCUCAGGACAAUUUUGGCUUUGACCUCCCAGCAGUGGAGGCUGCCACAAAGAAGCACGAGGCCAUCGAGACAGACAUCGCAGCAUACGAGGAGCGAGUCCAGGCCGUGGUGGCGGUGGCAAAGGAGCUCGAGACUGAAAACUACCAUGACAUCAAACGCAUCACUGCAAGGAAGGACAAUGUUAUUCGCCUGUGGGAGUAUCUCCUGGAGCUGCUCCGGGCACGGAGACAGCGGCUGGAGAUGAACCUUGGGCUGCAGAAGAUUUUCCAGGAAAUGCUGUACAUUAUGGACUGGAUGGACGAGAUGAAGGUGCUUCUGCUAUCCCAAGACUAUGGCAAACAUUUGUUGGGAGUUGAAGACCUGCUGCAGAAACAUGCUCUGGUGGAAGCUGACAUUGCUAUUCAGGCUGAGAGAGUGAGAGGGGUCAAUGCCUCUGCUCAGAAGUUUGCCACCGAUGGAGAAGCAGGUUACAAGCCCUGUGACCCGCAGGUGAUCAGGGACCGUGUGGCUCACAUGGAGUUCUGCUACCAGGAGCUCUGCCAGCUCGCAGCUGAGCGCCGCGCACGCCUUGAGGAGUCCCGGCGCCUCUGGAAAUUCUUCUGGGAAAUGGCUGAAGAGGAGGGCUGGAUCAGGGAGAAGGAGCAGAUCCUGUCAUCUGAUGACUAUGGCAAGGAUCUAACCAGUGUCGUCCGACUCUUGAGUAAACACAAGGCGUUUGAGGACGAGAUGAGUGGCCGCAGUGGCCACUUUCAGCAGGCGAUAAAAGAAGGUGAAGACAUGAUUGCGGAAGAGCAUUUUGGGUCUGAGAAGAUCAGAGAAAGAAUUAAGGAUAUCCGGGAGCAGUGGGCUAACCUGGAGCAGUUAUCUGCCAUUAGGAAGAAGCGGCUGGAAGAAGCCUCUCUCCUUCACCAGUUCCAGGCUGAUGCUGACGAUAUUGAUGCAUGGAUGUUGGACAUCCUCAAGAUUGUYUCCAGCAAUGAUGUUGGCCAUGAUGAAUAUUCCACUCAGUCCUUGGUCAAGAAACACAAAGAUGUGUCUGAGGAGAUUGCGAGCUACCGGCCGACCAUCGACUCUCUUCAUGAGCAGGCCAAGGCCCUGCCACAGGAGCAUGCGGGGUCUCCAGAUGUCCAAGGCAGGUUGUCUGGAAUUGAGGAGAGAUACAAAGAGGUUGCUGAGCUGACCCGGCUGCGUAAACAGGCCCUGCAGGAUACUCUUGCUCUGUAUAAGAUGUUCAGUGAGGCAGAUGCUUGUGAGCUUUGGAUCGACGAAAAGGAGAAGUGGUUGAACAACAUGCAGAUUCCAGAGAAGCUGGAGGACCUGGAAGUGAUCCAGCACAGGUUUGAAAGYUUAGAGCCAGAAAUGAACAACCAGGCGUCUCGCGUGGCUGUGGUGAACCAGAUUGCCAGGCAGCUGAUGCACAGUGGCCACCCUGGUGAGAAGAUCAAAGCACAGCAAGACAGACUCAACACAAGGUGGAGCCAGUUCAGAGAACUGGUAGAUAGGAAGAAGGAUGCUCUGCUCUCUGCUCUGAGUAUCCAGAACUACCAUCUUGAAUGUAAUGAAACCAAAUCCUGGAUCAGGGAAAAGACCAAAGUGAUUGAAUCCACACAAGACCUGGGUAAUGACCUGGCUGGAGUGAUGGCCCUGCAGAGGAAGCUGACAGGCAUGGAACGGGACCUGGUGGCCAUCGAAGCCAAACUCAGUGACCUGCAGAAGGAGGCAGAGAAGCUGGAAUCAGAGCAUCCUGACCAGGCACAAGCCAUCCUUUCACGGCUUGCAGAGAUCAAUGACGUCUGGGAAGAAAUGAAGACCACCCUGAAGAACCGGGAAGAGUCCCUGGGAGAGGCCAGCAAGCUGCAGCAGUUCCUGAGAGAUCUGGACGACUUCCAGUCCUGGCUCUCCAGAACACAGACUGCAAUCGCCUCCGAAGAUAUGCCCAACACCCUGACAGAGGCUGAGAAGCUGCUCACUCAGCACGAGAAUAUCAAGAAUGAAAUCAACAACUACGAGGAAGAUUAUCAGAAGAUGAGGGACAUGGGUGAGAUGGUGACACAAGGGCAAACCGACGCUCAGUACAUGUUCCUACGCCAGCGCCUACAGGCUUUGGACACUGGAUGGAAUGAGCUUCACAAAAUGUGGGAGAACAGGCAAAAUCUCCUUUCCCAGUCUCAUGCCUACCAGCUGUUUCUCAGAGAUACCAAGCAAGCAGAAGCUUUCCUUAAUAACCAGGAAUACGUUCUGGCACACACAGAAAUGCCCACUACCUUGGAAGGAGCAGAAGCUGCUAUUAAAAAGCAGGAGGAUUUCAUGACCACAAUGGAUGCCAAUGAAGAAAAGAUCAAUGCAGUUGUGGAGACAGGCAGGAGGCUCGUUAGUGAUGGGAACAUUAACUCUGACAAAAUCCAGGAGAAAGUGGACUCCAUUGAUGACAGACAUAGGAAGAACCGUGAAGCAGCCAGUGAACUUUUGAUGAGACUGAAAGAUAACAGGGAUCUCCAAAAGUUUCUUCAGGAUUGCCAAGAGCUCUCCCUCUGGAUCAAUGAGAAGAUGCUCACAGCCCAGGAUAUGUCCUAUGAUGAGGCGAGGAACCUGCACAGCAAGUGGCUGAAGCACCAGGCAUUCAUGGCAGARCUUGCAUCCAACAAAGAGUGGCUGGAGAAGAUUGAAAAGGAGGGAAUGCAGCUCAUUGCAGAGAAACCAGAGACCGAGGCCGUGGUGAAGGAGAAGCUGACAGGUCUCCACCAAAUGUGGGACGAGCUUGAAUCCACCACCCAGACCAAGGCUCAGCGUCUCUUCGAUGCAAACAAGGCAGAGCUUUUCACCCAGAGCUGUGCAGACCUGGAUAAGUGGCUGAAUGGUUUGGAGAGCCAAAUCCAGUCAGAUGACUACGGGAAAGAUCUCACCAGUGUCAACAUCCUGUUGAAGAAGCAGCAGAUGCUGGAGAAUCAAAUGGAUGUCCGUAAGAAGGAGAUAGAGGAGCUGCAAAGCCAGGCAAGGGCUUUGAGUCAAGAGGGCAAGAGCACAGAUGAAGUCGAUGGCAAACGCCUUACUGUAGAAAAGAAAUUCUUGGAGUUGCUGGAGCCUUUGAAUGAGAGAAAGGCCAACCUGCUGGCCUCCAAAGAGAUCCACCAGUUCAACCGGGAUGUGGAAGAUGAAAUUUUGUGGGUUGGAGAGAGGAUGCCCAUUGCUACAUCUACUGAUCAUGGACACAACCUCCAGACUGUGCAGCUACUAAUAAAGAAGAAUCAGACUCUUCAGAAAGAAAUCCAGGGCCACCAGCCUCGUAUUGAUGACAUUUUUGAGAGGAGUCAGAACAUUAUAACYGAGAGCAGCCCCAAUGCUGAAGUCAUUCAGCAGAGACUUUCAGACUUGAAGCAGCUGUGGAACCUCCUCAUUGAGGAGACGGAGAAGCGCCACAAGCGCCUGGAGGAGUCUCACAGAGCUCAGCAGUAUUACUUYGAUGCAGCUGAGGCUGAGGCCUGGAUGAGUGAGCAGGAGCUCUACAUGAUGUCAGAAGAGAAAGCCAAGGAUGAACAGAGUGCAGUGUCCAUGCUAAAGAAACACCAGAUUUUGGAACARGCUGUAGAAGAUUAUGCUGAAACUGUGCACCAGCUUUCAAAGACCAGCAGAACUUUGGUGGCAGAUAAUCACCCAGAAAGCGAGCGAAUCAGCAUGCGCCAGUCCAAGGUGGACAAGCUCUAUGCAGGCCUGAAGGACCUCGCCGAGGAGAGAAGGGGCAAGCUGGACGAGAGGCACCGGCUGUUCCAGCUCAACCGGGAGGUGGAUGACCUGGAGCAGUGGAUUGCCGAGAGGGAGGUGGUGGCGGGGUCCCACGAGCUGGGCCAGGAUUACGAACAUGUCACGAUGCUGCAGGAGCGGUUCCGGGAAUUCGCCCGAGACACCGGGAACAUCGGGCAGGAGCGSGUGGAUACUGUCAACCACAUGGCGGAUGAACUCAUCAACUCCGGCCACUCGGACGCUGCCACAAUCGCCGAGUGGAAGGAUGGACUCAAUGAGGCCUGGGCAGAUCUCCUGGAGCUCAUUGACACGAGAACACARAUCCUUGCAGCCUCUUAUGAACUGCACAAAUUUUACCACGAUGCCAAGGAGAUCUUAGGACGUAUCCAAGACAAACAUAAGAAACUGCCCGAGGAGCUUGGUAGAGACCAAAACACGGUGGAAACACUACAGAGAAUGCACACGACGUUUGAGCACGAUAUCCAGGCCCUGGGCACCCAGGUGCGACAACUUCAGGAGGAUGCAGCUCGCCUCCAAGCUGCCUAUGCUGGGGACAAGGCCGAUGACAUCCAAAAGAGGGAAAAUGAGGUUCUAGAGGCAUGGAAGGCACUGCUGGAUGCCUGUGAGGGCCGCAGGGUGCGGCUGGUGGACACCGGAGACAAAUUCCGCUUCUUCAGCAUGGUUCGGGAUCUCAUGCUCUGGAUGGAAGAUGUUAUCCGGCAGAUAGAAGCCCAGGAAAAGCCAAGGGAUGUUUCAUCCGUGGAACUCCUCAUGAACAAUCACCAAGGAAUCAAAGCGGAAAUUGAUGCCCGAAAUGACAGCUUCACCACGUGCAUUGAACUUGGCAAGUCUCUGCUGGCCAGGAAACACUACGCAUCUGAGGAGAUCAAGGAAAAGCUCCUGCAGCUGACAGAAAAGAGAAAAGAAAUGAUUGACAAGUGGGAAGACAGAUGGGAGUGGCUGAGACUGAUUUUGGAGGUGCACCAAUUCUCCAGAGAUGCAAGCGUGGCUGAGGCCUGGCUGCUGGGACAGGAGCCCUACCUGUCCAGUCGUGAAAUAGGGCAGAGCGUUGAUGAAGUGGAAAAAUUAAUCAAGCGGCACGAAGCGUUUGAGAAAUCUGCAGCUACCUGGGACGAGAGAUUUGCAGCGCUGGAGAGACUGACCACGUUGGAACUGCUGGAAGUCCGUCGGCAGCAAGAGGAGGAGGAGCGGAAGAGGAAGCCGCCCACUCCAGAGUCCAAGGUUGCAGAGGAUGGAGACUCCCAGCAGCAAUGGGAUGGGACAAAAGGAGAACAGGUUUCCCAAAAUGGUUUGCCUUCAGACCAGGAAUCUCCACGGGUGGCAGAAACUGCAGAAACUAAYGAAAUGGUCAAUGGAGCUGCAGAACAGAGGACAAGUUCCAAAGAGUCCAGUCCCGUUCCCUCCCCGACGUCAGACCGCAAAGCCAAGAGCGGCGUUCAGGCCCAGACUGCUGCUACCCUCCCGGCCAAAACCCAGGAGAUCCCCUCAGCCCAGAUGGAAGGCUUCUUACACCGCAAGCACGAGUGGGAGACACACAGCAAGAAAGCCUCCAGCAGGUCAUGGCAUAACGUGUACUGUGUCAUAAACAACCAAGAGAUGGGCUUCUACAAGGACUCGAAAGCUGCUGCUUCUGGCAUCCCCUAYCACAACGAGAUCCCUGUCAGCUUGAAGGACGCGGUCUGUGAAGUAGCAGUCGAUUACAAAAAGAAAAAGCAUGUGUUCAAGCUCAGAUUGACCGAUGGCAAUGAAUACCUCUUCCAAGCCAAAGAUGAUGAGGAGAUGAACACGUGGAUUCAGGCCAUCACAUCAGCAAUCUCUUCAGACAAAAUCGAAGUGUCCCCGACCACCCAGAGCACUCCAGCCUCCAGCCGUGCCCAGACCCUGCCUGCCAGCGUCACAAUAACCAGCGAGUCUAGCCCUGGCAAGCGGGAGAAAGACAAAGAGAAAGACAAAGAGAAAAGAUUCAGCCUUUUUGGUAAAAAGAAGUGAAUUCCAUCUCCACACACUGCACUUCUCUGACCGUUCCAGUGGAAUUCCAGCAUGCGAGCUCAGAACCAAUACGUUACUCUCUGUGCCUCAUGUUCCUCAAUGUGAUUGACAUUUUUUUAUUUAUAGAGCGUUUUAAAAUAAAAAAGCCAACAAAAAAAAAAGAAUCUAAAGUUACAAACGUAUGAGGUGCAUUGGGCAGCUUCUGUGGGAGAGGGAGGACCAGGUUUUGGGGUUUGUUUUUGUUUUUGUUUGUUGGUUUGUUUUUUUUUUAAAUGAAGUUAAUGUAGAUUAGAUCUUAAUAUUUAAACUGUUCCUCAAUUUUGUGAGGCUGUCUUGGAAAAUAACCCACUCCUAGUGCUAUUGGUAUGCAAGGCAGCGGUGCUUUCGAAUCUACUGUGCACAUGAGAAACCAAUGUACAAAUUCUGAAAGGCAUUCACUUCCAGUUAAGGUUGUUAUGCUGAGUCCUGACUAGUAGAGCCUCCCCUUGCGAUUCUAACAGGAAUUAAAGUGGUAGUGUGUUCUCUUUGCUGUAACAGAGUGCAGGUAUGCGUUGACUCACAGCCCAACGUUGGUAUUAACACCAUCCGAAGCGUCCCGGCAUCAAGUACGACAGAUAAGAAUGUUGGUGUUCAAGAUGGAUUAACAGGCUGGUACAGUUUUAAAUAAGCUGUAAUUUCAAAUUUCUUUCUUUUUUUUUUUUCCAAAAUACAUUAUAUUGUAUGUUUCAGAUAAUUCUAGUACAAAGUAUAAUAAGACUAGAUGUAUAAUAAACCCUUUAAAAUCAUCGAUAAGUGUAAAAGUGGAACUGAAGCAUUUACUGGAAAAGUAAUGUUACUCAAAUGGUUACUUGCUUGUCAGCUGCAGCACUGUGUGUUAUAAUUUUGCUACAUUACCUUGCUCUUUGAUACAUAGUGUGCAUUUCUGUCACUGUAACUAUUGUAAUGAAAAAUUUUCAUCUUACUGCACAAUCAAAAAUUACAUUUAAUAGGAAUGAACUUUCAAUGACUGGGCCUGUAGUCAAGAGUAGUACUGGAACUGGCUUUCAGUUGUAUCGAACUGUACCUCUAGACUUUUACCCUAUCUGUUAAAUAUAUGCGAUGUCAUUAAAUGCUUUUAAAACUAAAUUUGCUGGGUAAGUUUCUUAUUUCAUUUCUGAUGAUGUUAAACAUAAUUUUGAAAGAGGAUCAAAAAUAAAGUUAUUUUAAAAUGUCA